This is a messenger RNA of Abrus precatorius (Indian licorice), 891 nucleotides long. RefSeq names its product protein ASYMMETRIC LEAVES 2-like. The coding region runs from base 1 to 891 and encodes 296 amino acids. The transcript has a single exon. Lineage: Eukaryota; Viridiplantae; Streptophyta; Magnoliopsida; Fabales; Fabaceae. The record is from RefSeq and is a predicted model, not a curated record.
AUGUCGUCUCCGAAUUCACCUUGCGCGGCGUGCAAGUCUCUACGGAGGAAGUGCACGCGGGAGUGCGUGUUCGCGCCGUAUUUUCCACCAGACAACCCGCAACGGUUCGAGUGCGUGCACCGAGUGUUCGGGGCGAGCAACGUUACAAAACUGCUGAAAGAACUAAGCGCCACGCAGCGAGACGACGCCGUUAAGUCUCUGGCGUACGAGGCAGAGGCGCGUAUAAGGGACCCCGUGUACGGGUGCGUGGGCUUCAUCUCAGUGCUACAACACCGUCUCCGUCAAAUCCAAACGGAUCUGUACAACGCCAAGAAGGAAUUAGCCAGCUACAUUAGCCCCCAGGCAAUGCAAGUUCUCUUGGCCAAUCCUGGAAUGUUAUCAUCCUCUGGUGUUCUCAUGCCGCAUUUGCAUCAAUCUGUUUUCAACAAUUUUGGGGAUAACAACGUGCCGCAACCCGUUUUGGUUGGUCAUGGCGGUGGCCAGUUAAUGAUUCGUGACUCUCAGCAACAGGAGUUUCUACAAGCUCAGCAGUUAGCUGCAGAUAGAGAGCAACAGCAUCAGCAUCCGUAUCAGCAACAGGUUUUGCUUCGGAACUAUGAGCAGCAAGAAGAGUUUAUGAAGUUUAAUAAUGGGUUGGAGCAUGUGGGUGUGUUCGGGAACCAGAUGGGCGGGACUGGAGGUGAGUUGUCUCCUUCUUUGGCUCUUGGAACCUUCGAGAAUGUUGCUCCUUAUCAGAUGCAACAGCAGCAACAAGGGGAACACCAUGUUCCUCAUUCUCACCUCCAUCCAAUUGAGGCGCAGCUUCUUCUCUCACCGCAGCACCAACAUACACAGCAAUCACAGCUACACUCUGAAAUAACUGAGGAUACUAGGAGUAUUGGUCCCUCUUGA